Lodderomyces orthopsilosis Co 90-125 is the source of this 4125-nucleotide messenger RNA. RefSeq names its product cohesin-loading factor complex subunit. Gene Ontology annotation, cellular component: Scc2-Scc4 cohesin loading complex. Gene Ontology annotation, biological process: establishment of protein localization to chromatin; regulation of gene expression; replication-born double-strand break repair via sister chromatid exchange. Bases 1 to 4125 code for a protein of 1374 amino acids. Gene Ontology annotation, molecular function: chromatin binding. The record is from RefSeq and is a predicted model, not a curated record. The transcript has a single exon. Lineage: Eukaryota; Fungi; Ascomycota; Pichiomycetes; Serinales; Debaryomycetaceae.
AUGUCCACCCAACAACAGCAAAACCCUGGCACGUUGAAGGAGAUAUUGGCAACCACUCCAUUAUUUCACCUUAUUCCGAAGCAAAACUUGAGUCCGUUGAUUAAUUUGCCUCUGUUUGUCCCAAAAUCAGAUGAAGCUGCUUUAAACAAGCAUAUAAUUCAUAGUAUAGAGUCGUUUGAAACAGAAAAAUCCAAAAUAUUUGAAAGGGAAUGCCAACAGGAGUUGUUGGAUUUUACUGAUCCUGAGUUAGAUUCAAUCAAGUUUAAAUUAUUCUUAUCACACACCAAAGAAAACGCGCUCCCAUGCGAAUAUUCCAACUUUGAUGCCCAGAUUUUGAGAAAUGAGUCUAUUGAUGACAGUAAAAUAGUAGCUAAAACCGGUGAUGAUCUUGUGAAAACAGGAAGAUUGUCCAUACGGAAAAGAACACCAGUUGGUGAUGAAACUUAUGUCCCCAAGCACAAUCAAAAAUACUUUAGAAAAUUUGAUAAAGAGUACCUGCGACUAAAUCUGAUUCAAGAGAAGGCCAGUGCUGGAGCUUCCGAUGAUGACAUGACUCCGAUUGUUAGUAUUCCACUAAGGCCCAAAGAAAAUCUAAAGCUACAUUCUGGAAAAUUCGAUCAGUUUCUUUGUGGUGAGAAAAAGCAAUUCACAUGGGAAGAUAUGGUUGUUAUAUGUGAAGCAUUGAACAAGAUUGAUACGUUUCAGGACGGGGACGCGGAAGACUUGAUUAAUGUGCUAGAGAUUUGUUUUGGAACUUUGUCCGAGGUAGUUAGUCUGUUGCUACAUCCAAAGAUUCUGGGUUUCAAUGAUCUUAAGUCAAUUCUACCAGACUUGUUAUGUGGAACGUUUGCAUCAAAAGCUUCGCUCAUUAUCAUCAAGUACAAGAUUACAAAAGGAAUCAAAAUGGCAUUUGGCAAGUAUACACUCGUUAUUACUCAAAUUCUUGAACGUGUAUUUGAAAGUUUCCUCCUUCCCCUCAAAAUGUUUAUCUCAGAGGAUGCAAAUGACAAUGAUCAAAAGUUAUUUUAUAUGCUAAUCACAGAAACGAGUGAUAGGAUAAAGCAAUUUGCGUCAUUGAGCAAUUCAUCUUCAUUUGAAGAGCAAACCUUGAUCAGAUUGGAGAUGAUGUGCAUCAAUUUAAUAUUCAGCAGCAAAAUAAAUGAAGCCGAAAAUUUGCAAUUGCACAUACCCAUUGAUUCCCUUCAGACAUCUGCCGCAUUAUGCUUAGUCGCGAUUUACAAAAACUCUACCGAUCAAAGAUCCUUUUUGCUUCACGAAGUACUUGCGGGAUUCUCUUCAAUGAAUACUAAGAAAGGGGUGGCAAAAAACUUCAAGACAAAACGUGGUUUCGAUAUUCAUUUAUUCACCAUGGUAUUAAAUAACUUUUCCUACAAUUUCAUCGAAAGCGAGGGUUACUCAUCAGAUUUUAUGGAUUACAUUUCCCGAGGGUUGAUUGAGAAAGUUCAAAGAAAUCCAGCAGAUUUGCGACCAAAACUUACAUCUUUUAUUGCUGAUUUGAUUCAAUUAAUGUAUCUACCUGAAUGGCCAACAGCCGAUCUAUUUUUGACAUCUAUAGCAUUGAACUUGAUUCAAGUUUUGGCUUCACAAGACGAGCAAGUCUCUGGUGAGACCCAGUUUUGGGAUAUUUUGCAAGAUUUGGCUGAGAAAAUUCUUGGGAUUCCCAAUGAUGCAGUUCCCAUGGGAGAAAAGGAGAUGAUGUUGGUUUUGGGAAACUGUCACGAAUUCGGAAUGACUGAUGCGUUGCCAUGCUUGAAAACAAAACUACAAAAUCUCACCGGUUUCACUCUUGAAUAUGAACCAGUCAAGAACUCUGACUCCACUAUCCCUAGUUACAAAAGUCUCAUCUUGAGUCAUUUCAGUAACUUUUUCACUACAAAGUACCUCAACUUCCUUGAAAUGCAGAUAGGAAGCUCGAGGGCUAAGUCAAGAGCUAAAGCGAUCAAAGGGUUGCUUGUAUUUGUUUCGAAAUCUCCUCAGUCGCUUUUAUCCGCUCAGCUACAAAAGCAACUAUCUUCCAUGUUGCAGGACCCGGCUGCGCUGGUUAGAGAUGCUAUGCAUGGGUUCCUCAAUGAACAUAUUAAAAAGAACCCCAACGAAGCACAAAAGUUGAUUCAUCCAAUGUAUAUAGCAAUGGAUGAUUCCAGUGUUUCUGUCAGAAAAAGGAGUAUUCAAUCUUGUAUGGCAGUUUUCCCAUUCGUCAGUGAUGCAGCUAAACUACGAAUCAGUGAAAAGAUACUCGAGAAAAUAUACGAUGAAGAGGAUAGUGUACGUAAUGAGGCCGUUUCAGCAUUAAAGAGUUGUUUUCUUUCUCAACCUCCCAGAUUGCACUUGCUAAAUCCUGGAGCUGUGAAUAUCAUUCGAAUCGCGAAAAGCAAAGGUACGAAACUGUUGAUGGCAUUUUUCAAAGAUUACGUAUUUCCCGACCCCAAAACUGCUAGUUUUGUUGAUGCGCUAGUCUUGUCCUCUAUUGAACUUGUGGGAACCGGGGAUGACGUUGAAGGAGGCAUGCUCUUACUAUCGCUACUUUCCCAGUUGAAUGACAAUCUCAUAACACAGGAUAUAUUGGUGGAGUUAAAGAGUUUUUACGUUGACGAAGCUAAUAUCAACACCAGUGCUUACGCCUAUGCGCUCGAGAUUCUAGAAACAGCAACUUCUCAUCUCAAUGGUAUUCGUCCUGAAUUUUCCCUUGAAAUUCAAUCCUUUUUGCUUUCCAAAAUCAUUAAUUUCCAUCAAAGAGACAUGUUGACGGCCACUUCAGCAUUAUGGAAUUUGAGCAGACUAAGUUCUACUGAGGGCAAAAUUGCCAAUGCUGUUGUGGGAACCUUGAAAUGGGUGCGAAAACUGUACAACGAGAAAAACUACAGGCAACUUCCAAAGCUAGUGCAAUUAUUGGGAUGUUUCGGUAGGCUCAUAAAUCUUCAAUUAUUUCACAAUGUUUUUGUCAAAGAAGGAUUUAUGUCUGAGCGAGAUAGUGUUAUGAACAUUCUUUUCAAGCAUAUCUUGACUUUUACAAGGCCAGAAUUCCCUACAACUCUUCGGAAAUACGCCCUUUCGAAUUUAGUUUUGGCUUGCUCGAGCCAGCCGAGAUUGAUCACCCAUACUGCAGUGACAAGUCGUAUAUUGGAGGCAAUAAAAACAGAACCUCCGAAUGUGAAGUGUGCCAUUAUUCAAAACCUUAAUAUCUAUCUAGAUGAUCACGGAACUGUUGAUAGCACUCCUAUUCGGAAGGACAAACUUCAGUCGAUCCAAGGGGUUGUGGAUUUGCUGCAAAAUGCAUGCAAGGUUUUGGUUGAAAGCUAUUUCGAGAGAAUCACCACAUUGUGUACGUCAAAUGACCUUCCAUUGGUGCUUGAAUCGUUUUUGUUUGUCCGUAAGUCGUUGGAAAUGGGAUUUGCAAAUCCAAUCAAAGGAAUUGCUACUGUGGUUGCUUUACAAGGCUCGCCAACAUUGACUCUUCAAAAAGCUGCAUAUGAUUUGCAUAUAUAUUUGUUUGAUAAAUACAAACCAGUGGUGGACUCCCAAUUUUCCGAUGGUAUUAGGUUAGCAUUUUCUACGGGCCAAAUCGCCAGAAAUAUGUUUAUCCUACUUUACGAUGUUGCCCUGGACUCAAGAACGUCGAGAAAUAAGUUUAUCAAGUCAAUAUCAAGGUUUUUCGUUAUUAAACCAAAGAGUAAUCAUUUAACUGAAGAUUUAAAUUUUUUACUUUUUGUUAUUGAGAGGUUGUCCCUAAUCAAAUAUAGAACUAUUGAGGAGGUAUACAUCAUUUUGGGCCAGCUACAACAGGUUUUACAAAAUUAUGCACCCGAUUACAUCCAUGACCUUCGUGAAACGCAAAUUGACGAUGAAAAUACUAGUAAUUUGGCUUAUCUAAUCUACCUGAUUCUUGAUUUUUAUUAUUACCUUUCUGCAAAGUACAACAUCACCAAUGAAAAUAUAGAAAAUUUCGGGUCUCGGUGUUUGGACAUUGAUUUUCUUCAAACACCGACGAUUGCCAGUUCGCCGAUUCUACAUGUGGGUUGGGUAUUUGCUAAUAUGCGAAAUCCUGACUCGUUAAAGUUUGUUGUCAAGGAGAUUCAAAACUCUGUAUUUGUGCAAGGUGAAUAA